UCAUUUAUCAUUUAUACUCAAUUAUGCUUCUCUCUUCUGCUUCAUAAACCAGGACUGCAGUUGUGUUAUCGGGCGUGCAGAGUCGAUCUACUGGUUUUGAACCAGAUUUCAAUAAUGAUUUUGGCUGCUCUUCUAACUUCAGUUGGAAUUAAUCUUGGCCUAUGUUUUAUAUUCUUGACCCUGUACUCCAUAUUAAGGAAGCAGCCCGGUAAUAUUGCUGUCUAUGCACCGCUCCUAAUUUCUGAAGGAAAACAUCAAGAGGGUCAUCAUUUUAACUUGGAAAGUCUGUUACCUACUGCUGGUUGGGUGAGAAGAGCAUGGGAGCCCUCUGAAGACGAAUUUUUAUCAACUGCGGGAUUAGAUGCUUUUGUCUUCAUGCGUAUCUUUGUCUUCAGUUUAAAAGUAUUUACUUUUGGUUCAAUAGUUGGUAUAUUCUUUCUGCUUCCAAUUAACUAUAUGGGGACUCAGCUUCGUGAUAACUCUGAUUUUCAAAAGAAGUCUCUGGAUGCCUUCAGCAUUUCUAACGUGAACAAUGGCUCAAACAGGUUAUGGAUCCAUUUUUGCGCUGCAUAUGUUUUCACGGGAGGUGUUUGCAUUCUUCUUUAUCAUGAGUAUGCAUAUAUUUCAUCAAAAAGAAUUGCUUGCUUUUAUUCAUCCAAGCCGGAGCCUCAUCAAUUUACUAUAUUAGUACGGGGUAUUCCUGUUCCGCUGGGAAGCACUUGUAAUGAUGCGGUUGAGCGCUUCUUUCUGGAGUAUCACCCUUCUACUUAUCUUUCGCAUUCGGUUGUCCGUCGAAGCAGCAAACUUCAAAUUCUAACUACUGAUGCAGAGAGACUCUACAAAAGGCUUACCAAACUGAAACAUAAAGAUAACACAACUUCCAGACAUAGGCGUGAUGGAUGUUUUGGACUUUUUGGACAUAAAGUUGAUACUCUAGAUCAUUAUGAAAAAACAUUGGGAGACAUUGCUGAUAAUGUGAGAAUAGAACAGUCUUCAAUGUCAUUGGGAGGAAAGGAAGUCCCAGCUGCUUUUGUCUCAUUUAAGUCACGAUUUGGUGCUGCAAUAGCUUUAAACAUUCAAGAAGGUGUCAAUCCUACAGACUGGAUUACUGAGCAAGCUCCAGAGCCUCAUGAUGUUUAUUGGCCUUUCUUUUCUGUCACGUUCAUCAAAAGAUGGAUCAGCAAGCUGGUGGCUUUUGUUGCUUGCAAUGCUCUUACAAUUCUAUUUUUGAUCCCAGUUGCAUUAGUACAAGGUCUUACCCAUCUUGAUCAGUUGGAAACCAUGUUCCCAUCUCUAAGAGGCAUACUAAGACUGGCAGUUGUGAGCCAAGUUAUAACAGGAUACCUUCCGAUUCAGAUUCUUCAAGUGUUUCUAUCCUUUGUGCCACCUAUUAUGAUUAUGCUUUCAUCCUUGCAAGGACACAUCUCAUGGAGUCAGAUACAAAAAAGUGCGUGCAGUAAAGUAUUAUGGUUUACCAUUUGGAACAUUUUCUUUGCAAAUGUACUAUCAGGGUCAGCUCUCUAUCGAUUGAAUUACUUUCUUGAACCCAAAGAGUUCCCCAGAGUACUAGCUGAAGCCGUGCCGGUACAGGCGUCAUUCUUCAUUGCAUAUGUUGUGACAUUCGGAUGGACUAACAUAGCAUCUGAACUCUUUCAAUUGAUUCCACUUGCUUACAAUUAUAUAAAUAGAACUUUUAUUGGAGAUGGUGAUGAUGAUUUUGAGGCACCAUCAAUUCCUUACCACAGCGAAAUUCCCAGGAUUCUUUUCUUUGGUCUUCUUGGUGUAACAUACGUCAUCCUUGCUCCUCUGAUAUUGCCAUUUCUCUUGGUAUACUUUUGUUUGGGGUACAUCAUUUACCGCAACCAGUUAUUAAACGUUUAUGUGCCCAAGUACCAAACUGGAGGAGAGUUUUGGCCAACAGUGCACAACUACACAAUUUUUUCAUUGAUACUGAUGCAUAUUAUAGUAAUUGGGAUAUUUGGACUGAAGAAGCUUCCACUAGCAUCUGGCUUGACUCUUCCACUUCCUAUUGUCACACUUCUAUUCAAUGAGUACUGCCAGAAACGGUUCUUUCCUAUAUUCAGAGCUUAUCCUGCGGAAUGUUUGAUCAAGAAGGACAGAGAAGACCAAAAUGAUCCUGCAAUGUCUGAAUUUUAUGAUAAGUUGACCAAUGCAUAUAAUGAUCCAGCUCUGAUGCCAAUCAAAUAUCCCGGAGGGUUUAGUAGUGGCAGGUCUCCUCUACUUCAGAGGCCAGAAGUUUAAGAUUCCAAUUAGUUCCCUAUGGCUUUGCUUGUAACUUGUAGAGUUCAAAACUAACAAUCUGAAGAGUUCAGCGGAUGGUUUGUGAUGCUUAUACUGAUCUUCAAGGCUUCAACUUAUGACUUUCUUUCAAAUUUUGUUUUUGACAGUCCAGGGUGCUGCAUAUCUGUUGUUUUUUUUCUUGUAAGCCGUUAGAGUUGAGAAUUUAUACAUGUAAUGCUUUACUCACUAAUUUAUUUAGAGUGAGGCCUCUAAAUAUUUGUUGAAGACAAAACUGUUUAGAAGUUUCUGAUGAAACCAAUGGAUGAAACUUGGAAACAGGUUUUGAUGUA
This is a messenger RNA of Lotus japonicus, 2591 nucleotides long. Its product is annotated as CSC1-like protein HYP1. NCBI's taxonomy places the organism in Eukaryota, Viridiplantae, Streptophyta, Magnoliopsida, Fabales, Fabaceae. Gene Ontology annotation, molecular function: calcium-activated cation channel activity. The record is from RefSeq and is a predicted model, not a curated record. The transcript is spliced from 11 exons. Gene Ontology annotation, cellular component: plasma membrane. The coding region runs from base 115 to 2262 and encodes 715 amino acids.